Molecule: messenger RNA, 1866 nt
Organism: Lingula anatina
Lineage: Eukaryota; Metazoa; Brachiopoda; Lingulata; Lingulida; Lingulidae
Product: glycine receptor subunit alpha-4-like
Biological process (GO): monoatomic ion transmembrane transport
Cellular component (GO): membrane
Molecular function (GO): transmembrane signaling receptor activity; extracellular ligand-gated monoatomic ion channel activity
Source: RefSeq, a predicted model, not a curated record
UCUGUCAACAUUUAUCUACGCCAAAACUGGACAGAUCCAAGACUGGCAUUCGAGCCCGAUCCGGAGGCCGAGAUAGGAGACAUGAUCAAAUUAGAUGAACAUUUUUACCGCAAGAUCUGGCUUCCCGACAUUUUCAUUCGCAACGAGAAAAGGGCCAACUUUCACGAAGUUACGAUCCCGAACAGGUUAAUGAGGUUAUACUCCAACGGCGCCGUGUGGUAUGUGACGAAAAUAACUGCAACACUAGACUGCUACAUGGAUCUUACCAACUAUCCACUUGACGUUCAGAAAUGUCCAUUAUCUCUAGAAAGUUUUGGCAAUACCAUGGAUGUUCUCACUUUCAAAUGGAUGGAUAAUGCAGUGGAGAAAGACGAAAAUCUAAGAUUACCGGAAUAUACCCUUACAAGUUUCGAUUUCCAGGAUUGUUCACGAGUUUAUGCAGCUGGCGCUUUCCCAUGUCUCAACGUGGACUUCUUCUUGGACAGAAACCGCGAGUACUUCGUGAUGCAGGUUUACCUGCCCAGCGUCCUCAUUGUCAUCAUGUCCUGGGUGGGGUUCUGGAUCAGCAUCGACGCGAGCCCGGCCAGGGUGUCCAUUGGACUCUUAACAGUGCUGACAAUUACGACGCAGGCUACGGCGUCCAGGGCCUCACAGCCGAAGGUGUCUUACAUCAAGGCAAUUGACGUCUGGUUGGCCAUGUGUUUGGUGUUUGUAUUCGCCUCGCUUCUGGAGUACUCCCUCGUGAACACAUUCAGUAGGCGACAGGUCCCAAAACCUGUUCGAAACCGUGCCCAAGGGAUAUUCUGCAACUCUAACAGUGAAAAGAAGAAAAUGUGUGAUGAUCUACAGCCACACGUUGAGGCUGCUCCGGAGAAGGAAGAGGUACCCGAUCCGCAAGGCAGAGAAAAGGCAAAGCGUGUGGACACUGUGUCUCGGAUUCUAUUUCCCUUCAGUUUUAUACUCUUCUGUUUUGUCUAUGGACUUUACUACGUAGUUUUCGCACGUUCGAGCUUUUCAGUUUAGUUUUACGAAAUAACAUUUAUACUCUGACACAUACACAGAAAACUAGACGUAAAUAGCUGCUAUAUUCAAAGAUAAAUCCACUUUUGACUUUGGUUUACAAAAGAAAGCUAAAAAAUGCGCCUGGAAUCGUACCAUAAGAGCACAGUGAGUUUUUUUUCGCAAAAUGUGACUCUUACGUUGUGACAUCUGCGUUCUGUUGGUGAUAGUGAAUACAUUUGACCCAAGAGAGGUAAUUUUCCUUUUUUUUUGCGGGGGGGAGGGGGUGCUAUUUCUGAUAGCAGACGCUCAAUCGCGACUGUGUUUCUCAGAUGAUUCAAGACAAAAUCAGAUACCGUUUCCUGUGGUCCGCUUAGACUUUUUCUUCGAAAGAGAAGGAACAAUCUUUGAAUACGUUUCUUCUCCUUGCAAUACAUUUGGACGCCAACAAACCUUUUUAAUCAACGUGCUUUGGGCGUGUUUGUACACGGUAAUUUAGCAUAUGUGAUUAGUGUGAUAAUUUCGCCCUUUUUCGCCAUAGGUCUUUUUAAUGUUUUUAUUAAUGUCCUUCUUGGAAAAUUGAUCGAACAAUUCACAGUCGUCGUGUCAUUUUAUCGAUUCAUAGACAUUUUCAUCUCUUGCUAUAUACACUAGUAUCCUGUAAUUGUGAAUUAACUUUUCUUUAAGGUACCCUAGCUUUACAUUUCUAUGUACAUGUAGCCCCAAAUGUAUAAAUUAUAUUAUAUUAUUAUAAAAAGUUUGUCAUUUUAGGAACAAACUAAUUUCAUAGAAAACGUAAUUCACGCAAAUGUCUUUUAAAGGAAUUGCCAUUUGCAUGCUUUAUAUUUCCAUAUGUAUUUGAUGCUA